This is a messenger RNA of Lycium barbarum (goji berry), 1311 nucleotides long. RefSeq names its product probable dolichyl-diphosphooligosaccharide--protein glycosyltransferase subunit 3B. Bases 67 to 1077 code for a protein of 336 amino acids. The transcript has 2 exons. NCBI's taxonomy places the organism in Eukaryota, Viridiplantae, Streptophyta, Magnoliopsida, Solanales, Solanaceae. The record is from RefSeq and is a predicted model, not a curated record. Gene Ontology annotation, cellular component: oligosaccharyltransferase complex.
CAAGUCUUCCCUUCCUACACAAAACCCCCCCUUCUUUUCCCUAAAUCUUCGCAGCUUACACAAAAAAUGGCGAUCUCCAAAACUCUGUUUCUCAUCGCCAUUGUACUACUAUUCAACUCUUCCUUUUCCUCUUCACAUAACGACAUUCUCUCAGACUUAACAAACCUCCGAUCCCAAUCACCCACAGGAGUAAUCCAUCUCACCGAUCAACUCCUCCGUCAAAUCCUGACCGUUAAAACCCCGCGUCCAUUUUCAUUCCUAAUCUUCUUCGACGCCAAACAACUCCAUUCCAAACCCGAACUCUCACUACCCACUCUCAAAGCCGAAUUUACCCUUUUAACCUCUUCUUUCUACACUAACAACCCGGAAAGCAGUAAAAUCUUCUUUUUUACUAUUGAGUUUGGUGAAUCACAAGCUUCUUUUGGGUUAUUUGGGGUUAAUUCGUUGCCUCAUUUGAGGUUAGUGCUGCCUAAUGCGGUUGAUGUGAAAAAAGAUUCGAUUCAAAUGGAGAGGUCGGAUUUGGGUAGAUUGGCGGAUUCGAUGGCGGAGUUUGUUGAGGCGAAAGGGAAGAUUAGUGUGGGUCCUAUUCAUAGACCACCUAUGAUUUCCAAGAAACAAAUGACUAUGAUUGUUCUUGCAGGGUUGAUUUUGAGUCCUUUUUUGGUGAAAAAGAUUCUCUCUGGAGGUACCCUUUUGCAUGAUAAGUACGUAUGGAUGGCAGGGUCGAUUUUUGUGUAUUUUUUCAGUGUUUCGGGUGCAAUGCAUAAUAUUAUUAGGAAAAUGCCUAUGUUUAUGAUGGAUAGAGAGGAUCCAUCGAAGUUGGUUUUCUUUUAUCAAGGAUCUGGAAUGCAAUUGGGAGCUGAAGGGUUCGCGGUCGGGUUCUUGUACACGAUUUUGGGAUUGUUGUUGGCUUUUAUGUGUCAUGUUCUCGUUCGCCUAAAGAAUAGGACUGUGCAGAGGGUGUUUAUGCUUUUUGCGCUGUUCAUUUCGUUCUGGGCUGUGAAGAAAGUGAUUCAACUUGAUAAUUGGAAGACCGGGUACGGUAUUCAUGCUUACUGGCCUUCAAGUUGGAAUUGAUAGUAAUCUAGUAUUACUGCCUGCUGUUAUUAGGUAAGAGAUCUGUAUCCAGUUUAUAUUACAUGUCAGCUAGCUUAAUUUCGAACCUUAAGUAGUUGACGGAAAAGUUUUAGCUUCUUUUAAGGUGGAUGGGUUUUGUGAUUUAUAUGGAAGCAUUUGUGUUUUAAUUGAAACUUUGAUAAAUGGAUUAUGUACAAUUUGCACGAAUUUUGUAAUCAAUCUGUCCAUUUGGUA